AUGCAGGAAGAAGGGACAUACAACUCACUCCAGUGGGAUAAUCCAACACCAAACCCUUACCAGAAACAUCUGUCUUCCACCAAAUGUUCAGGAACAUGGUGUCUUCUGGUGGUGAUUUCAUGUAUUUUCUGCGUGGGCUCAGUAACAACCUCUGUUUUCCUGGGCAUCAAGUUGUUCCAGGUGUCCACUAUUGCAAUGAAGCAGCAAGAAAAACUCAUCCAUCAGGAGAGAACAAUGUGGAAUUUCACACGAUGGCAGAAAAACCAUAACCUUCAGAUGAAAUACUGUCAAACCUUGAUGCAAAACUCCUUCGUUUCAGCCCAUAACUGCAGCCCUUGUCCAAACAACUGGAUUCAGAAUGGUGGAAGUUGUUACCAUGUCUUUGAAAACUGGAAAAUCUGGCACACCAGUAAAGAGGACUGUUUGAAGGAGGGCUCUAAUCUUCUACAAAUAGACAGUAAAGAGGAAAUGGACUUUAUCACUGGCCACCUGAGGAAGAUCAAAAGUGGCUAUGAUUACUGGGUGGGACUGUCUCAGGACGGUCUCAGCAGAUCGUGGCUUUGGCAAGAUGGCUCCGCUCCUCCCCCUGACCUGUCACCAGUAAAGACACUCCAAUCAACUAACCAGCUUUGCGGAUAUCUCAAGGACAAGUCCCUGUCUUCCGCUAACUGCAGCAUUUGGAAAUAUUUUAUCUGUGAGAAGUAUGCAUUAUGAUC
Molecule: messenger RNA, 716 nt
Organism: Panthera uncia (snow leopard)
Lineage: Eukaryota; Metazoa; Chordata; Mammalia; Carnivora; Felidae
Gene: CLEC9A
Product: C-type lectin domain containing 9A
Exons: 6
Coding region: 1-714 (237 amino acids)
Biological process (GO): receptor-mediated endocytosis
Cellular component (GO): cell surface; membrane
Source: RefSeq, a predicted model, not a curated record